AUGGACGUUGAUGGAUACCUUACGUCGAUGCUUCUAUUCUUGGCCUUCCCUCCCAACCUUUCAUCCUUCCUCCUUGGUCCUUCUUGGAAUCCUGCCGGGGAGGACCAACGCCACUGUCAGAUUUUAGCUGGAGCCGUGCAACCGCAACCUUCUGUGCACCUUCCAGUCUUCACCGCCUGCCAACUGGCAUUCAUGGGUCCUACCCUAUCAGUAGGCGGUAGCCGAAUUCUGCCGGACAAAAAAGUUCAUCCCACCAGCGCAGCAUCUUGCUUCCAAGGCAUAAUCAAUAACCCCGCGCCGUUGGACACGCCCAUCAUGGCCACGGCCGAGCGACCCAAGGCCGAGGAACCCAAAGAUGACGAAUGGAUUCACGUUAAAUCCAAGUCCCGGCUCCGGCGAAGCGCCCCCAAGCUACCUGUCAAGGGUCCUGGCGCAAUCUCCAAGCCUACUGAACCCCGCAGCCACAAGUCAGUCAUCGACAUAACGGCCGAGUACGACUCCUUCAAGUCCAAGUGGCGCAAAACAAACUGCUGCCUUAGUUUGAAGAAGCUGGUGAGGGACUAUUACGAAGGCCAUCGGAGAGUUCGCAAGGCGGUGUGUCUCGGUGUGGGCACGUUUGAUCCUGAGGACGGAGGCUGGGACGCAAAGAGGAGGAGUUAUAUCCAGCUCGACGCCUUUUUGACCGUCGUCGAGCUAACCGGAUACCCAGCCGAAUUGUGUAAAGAGUCGAUCUCGUGCUCCUUCCAGGAACCUCGCUUCACUCCCAAUGACAGAGCAUUUCUUACCAGUCUUGGUCAUGAAGUUGUCGAGUCCCCUGCUGCAUUCGAAGCCGUGGAUGAAGAGACGCUGGUAUUUGCGGUACACAUGUACCGGCCAAUAUAUGAGGCGACGCUCGAGAAGGCCAUGCCUGCCAUGUUUGUCGGGACAGGAUGGGACAUUUGGGAUGAAUUUGCCACGAUGAAGGAUGGUGAGUUCAAGUGCAUGAGUGACAUGCAUGCAUCGCAUAAGCACUUCCGCUUCCCACAGGAUGGUACAUACACAACAUUCUCAAGCACGUGUGUGUACUGGCGGCCAAAAACCGAGACUGUCGUUCAACACGAGACUUCGGCCGGCGAGAAAGAUGCAUCGCCACCUCAAGGAGGUGUCACAACUGUCGUUCCUGGGACAAGAGUGAGACGUCAAGUCAUAAAUUCCUCAAAGAAAUCAGCAUUACCACCACGGGGCCUUUAUGUCACUCCCCAGAAACAUGUAUUCCCUAGCAUCUAUGGCCAAAUCAUCCUUUGCAACAUAUCGGAUGACUUUGGUUUGACGCCAGGCGCAAAUGCCCUCUCUCUCCCACCAAGAUCAAGACUAAACAGCAAGCCCUCAUACUUGGAACUCGUCCAUCACAGCUCUCCUUCUCUUGGUCGGUCAUCACAAAUUUCACCUCCUUGGCACCAAAGAACUGCUCAAAGUCAACACGGAAGAUCGUCACGUUCAAAGAUGCGCCUUUGCUCUCACAGGAACGUCACGCGCCAGAUAGUUUGGGUCAAGGCUCAUUACCGUGAUCUUGACCGUGCCCAUCACUUCACUCUCCAUAAGUACCCUGGCAUAAGCGGCGACGACACCAACAUAUCUCUCGACGCAACGACAGGUCUCGCUUUGGCCGCAUUAUCAUCGCUACCCGAUGGUUCAUUGCGGCUGCUGUUGACAUGCUCUUGCACAAUCCUCCCGACCUACACGACCGACUCAACAGGCUUCUCAACAUGA
This is a messenger RNA of Colletotrichum lupini, 1749 nucleotides long. RefSeq lists its product as uncharacterized. The record is from RefSeq and is a predicted model, not a curated record. The coding region runs from base 1 to 1749 and encodes 582 amino acids. The transcript has 7 exons. Lineage: Eukaryota; Fungi; Ascomycota; Sordariomycetes; Glomerellales; Glomerellaceae.